Messenger RNA from Setaria italica (foxtail millet), 1178 nucleotides. RefSeq lists its product as uncharacterized. Gene Ontology annotation, molecular function: protein binding. The transcript is spliced from 3 exons. Lineage: Eukaryota; Viridiplantae; Streptophyta; Magnoliopsida; Poales; Poaceae. The record is from RefSeq and is a predicted model, not a curated record. The coding region runs from base 113 to 988 and encodes 291 amino acids.
UCCAUCUUGCGAGCUGUUGCUGUAUAAAUCCACGCACGAGAGGUCAGAUCUCGAGGACGAAGCGGCAUCUCCGCCUCCUCCCUCUCGUUCUGAGAAGGCUCGGAGUCGGAGGAUGUUGCUACGGAGCUCAUCCACGCCAUUCCUGCACCCCUUCCUCUCCUCCUUUCCCUCGUCCCCUUCCUCCCUGCAGCUCCGCCGAGCCUUCUCCGAUAGCCACAUCCCCUCCCUCCACCGCCUGUCGUCCACCACCCCAAGCGGCGCAAGCAAACCCACCUCCGGCGGCCUCCACACGGAGCUCCCGUUCUCCAUCUACAACACCUUCGGCGAGCACGGCGGCGCCGAACCGCUGGCGUCCCAGGAGGAGCCUCGCCACGACGAACCGGAGCUGCUGCUGCAGCAGCGCACGUCGCAGCCGGACCACCCGGAGGUGCCGCUGUUCCUGGCCAGGGGCCUCGGGAUCGACCGCAUCGCCUCCGGCUUCUUCACCGCCGGCACCGACAAGACCAAGCAGGGUGCGGGAGCCAAAAUGGAGGGCGUGGAGGAGCGGUUGGCGCCGCAGGACGAGGCGGUCGCCGCGCUGGACGCGCAGUACAAGCGGAUGGUGGACGAGCAGCCCGGCAACGCGCUGUUCCUCCGCAACUACGCGCAGUUCCUGCACGAGGUGAAGGGCGACCCGAGGAGGGCGGAGGAGUAUUACUCGCGCGCCAUGCUCGCCGACCCCAGCGACGGCGAGAUCAAGUCGCAGUACGCGAAGCUGAUCUGGGAGGUGCACCGCGACCAGGAGAGGUCCCUCGGCUACUUCCAGAAGUCGGUGCAGGCCGCCCCACAGAACAGCCACGUCCUCGCCGCGUACGCCAGCUUCCUGUGGGAGCAGGACGACGACGACCUCGGGCAAGAGGAGCAAGGCGCGGGUGGAGCUGGAGCGCCGGAUCAGCGCGCGGCGCAUCAGGCCGGGCAAGUGAGGGAACUGGCUUCGGCGACCGUCUGAUGCCGUCCGGGUCCGGGAGCAGCGCGUGGGCGCGCUAGCGAUGACGUGUAAUGUAAACCUGCAAAAUGUUUGAAGUAAUGGGCGAAUGAAUAAGGUAGAAGAGUCUGGAGCGUUGGAAGAUAGCCAUCAUGUAGUCUGUAAACUCUAUGAUAGUCUGAUGAUGAAGAACAGGUCCCAUGUUAUGCAUUGA